AUGGAGGAGUACGAGAAGAUCAGGGUGGUGGGUCGGGGUGCGCACGGGGUCUGCUGGCUGUGCCGUCGCAGAGACGAUGUGUACAGGCAAAAAGUGAUCAUCAAAACGGUAUCGCUGGAAGGACUGAGUGUCGAGGAGCAGAAUGCCAUCACUGAAAACGCAUUUUCAAUAGUGAUGCAGUAUGCUGAAGGCGGUACAAUGGAUAGGAUGAUUUCCGAGCGCAAAGGCGUCAAAUUCAACGAAAGUACUGUACUUAAUUACUUUACUCAGGUAGCAAUUGGGCUGGAAUACAUGCACUCCAAACAGAUACUUCAUCGCGAUUUGAAAACGCAAAAUAUUUUGUUGAAUAAAAAACGGACAAUCGUGAAAUUAAGUGACUUCGGAAUCAGUAAAGAAUUGACCACAAGGAGUUUGGCAUCAACGGUGGUUGGAACGCCAAAUUACCUCUCUCCAGAAAUUUGCGAAGGCAGAGCAUACAAUCAGAAGAGUGAUUUAUGGGCCCUAGGCUGUGUAUUAUAUGAACUUGCGGAACUUAGGCGGGCCUUUGACGGUGAAAAUCUACCAUCAAUUGUCAUGAAAAUUACGAAAGGUAAAUAUAAUCCAGUCAGUGAACACUGGAGCAGUGAGCUGAAGCAGUUAAUAAGCGCUAUACUAGAUAGAUUCUGA
Gongylonema pulchrum is the source of this 666-nucleotide messenger RNA. The record is from the annotation of a GenBank genome assembly. NCBI's taxonomy places the organism in Eukaryota, Metazoa, Nematoda, Chromadorea, Rhabditida, Gongylonematidae.